This is a messenger RNA of Octodon degus (degu), 361 nucleotides long. Its product is annotated as prefoldin subunit 4-like. The transcript is spliced from 2 exons. Gene Ontology annotation, biological process: protein folding. The coding region runs from base 1 to 261 and encodes 86 amino acids. NCBI's taxonomy places the organism in Eukaryota, Metazoa, Chordata, Mammalia, Rodentia, Octodontidae. The record is from RefSeq and is a predicted model, not a curated record. Gene Ontology annotation, cellular component: cytoplasm; prefoldin complex.
AUGCUUAUAGAUGACGACUGCUUAAUGGUACCUUACCAGAUUGGCGAUGUGUUCAUUAGCCAUUCUCAAGAAGGAAAGCAAGAAAUGCUGGAAGAAGCAAAGGAAAAUUUGAAAGAAGAAAUUGACGCCUUAGAAUCGAUAGUAGAAUCGAUUCAGCGGGCGUUAGCUGAUUUGAGAGUUCAGUUAUAUUUAUAUGUAAAAUUUGGCAGCAAAAUAAACCUUGAGGCUGAUAAAGUUAAAUAUUUUAUAAGUCAUUUUUAAUUUGCUUAAUAAACUUGAAUAUUGUCUAAAAUGAUAAUUUCCCUUCAAAUGACAUGGAAAAGAAAAGUUUCUUUUUUAAAAAUUUUCAUUUAUUUAAUGG